Molecule: messenger RNA, 2583 nt
Organism: Leptinotarsa decemlineata (Colorado potato beetle)
Lineage: Eukaryota; Metazoa; Arthropoda; Insecta; Coleoptera; Chrysomelidae
Gene: ClC-a
Product: chloride channel protein 2
Biological process (GO): transmembrane transport; chloride transport
Cellular component (GO): plasma membrane
Molecular function (GO): voltage-gated chloride channel activity
Source: RefSeq, a predicted model, not a curated record
AAGUGAAGUUGAUUUUCUUUUUUUUUCAAUUAAGUUUUUGAUUUCUAGUACCCACAUAAUUGGCGCAGUCGGUAAGUUUUUCGCGGUCGUGAAAAAGAACAUUUGCAUUGUGCCAGAAAUCGUUUUCGUGACUAUGAAAUUUUAACUCAUUCAGCAGGAUCGAAGGGAUGCAAGGAGCUCUCUGCAGAGAAAGGAUCGGAAAAAGAACCAGGAGACUACAAUUAGCAAACUAUUUUUUAUCAUAAAUAAUUUUAAAAAAAAGGAAAAAAUGGCCACAGAGGAAUAUUUUGGUGAGGAGAAUCUGGAUGAGAUGGACCGAGAGUGGGAAGAUUUUGCAAAAUUGAGGGAACAAAAAAGAAGUAGUUCCCAAGGAUUUUAUCCUUGUCCGCCACCUGAAGAUGUAGAAGAUUACAUUCAAACCCUUAUGUAUGGUCGCUACAGUAAGCAGUUGGGUGAAUUUGCUAAGUUAGAAGGAUUGAAAGCUGCUGAAAAACAAAGAGUCAAAGCUGAGAAAGCCAGAAAGAGAGAUCUCAGGGGUUACCAAGGAAAAUUUGCAAAGACUAUAUCUUUGCUAUGGAAGCAUACAUUCGCAAGGCUUGGGGAAGAUUGGGUCUUCUUAGCUCUUUUAGGUAUUAUAAUGGCCCUUCUGAGUUUUGUUAUGGACAGAGGAAUUUCCGUGUGCGAUAGUGGUGAAACUAGGCCCAUCACGGAACCUAUUUUCACAUCUUUCAAAGCAUUUUCAAUAUUCCAGACAACUGUAGAUAGAUCAGGUAUCCCAGAAAUGAAAACAAUUCUGCGAGGUGUCGCUUUGAAAGAAUAUCUAACAUUCAGAACGCUCAUAGCGAAAGUAGUAGGACUAACCGCUACAUUAGGAAGUGGGAUGCCCCUAGGUAAAGAAGGUCCAUUCGUCCAUAUCGCCAGUAUAGCAGCUACACUGCUGAGCAAACUUGUUACUGGAUUUCAAGGAAUUUACGAAAACGAAAGUAGGACCACGGAAAUGCUUGCUGCAGCAUGUGCCGUUGGAGUAGCAAGUUGUUUUGCUGCUCCGGUUGGAGGGGUACUGUUCAGCAUAGAAGUAACCACAACUUAUUUUGCUGUUCGCAACUACUGGAGAGGAUUUUUUGCUGCUGUGUGCGGAGCCACAACGUUUCGUCUCUUGGCAGUGUGGUUCCAAAGGGCAGAGACGGUCAGAGCAGUUUUCAAAACUAGUUUUUUCAUGGAAUUUCCUUUUGAUCCACAAGAAUUAUUCGUUUUUGCUCUAAUGGGAGCCGUGUGUGGAUUAGGAGGUGCAUUUUAUGUGUGGGUACAUAGAAAAUAUGUCAUGUACAUGAGGAACAAUAAACUCAUUAACAGUUUUUUCAAAAAGAACUCAAAUGUUCCUGAAAUUCAGGCGAAUAUCCAGAAUAACUCCCAGAUAUCGCGAGCUUCUCUGUUCCUCAACGCAGUCACCCUUUACUCACAACUUCCCGAAGAUAUUCACGUUAGAAUGUAUAACGUUCAUGUAGAAAACUUUAUGGUUAGAGAUGUGAAAUAUAUUUUCUAUACGAUGUCUUAUAAUCAACUGAAAACUCUUCUGAAAGAAAACAGGAGGUUACAAAGUUUUCCACUAGUAGAUAGUCCAGAAAGCAUGGUCCUACUGGGUUCCAUUCAGAGGUUACAACUAAUUCAACUCAUCGAAAAGCACAUAGGAAAAGAAAGAAGGCUACAGGUGGCCGCCAUAAGACAAAGAGAGGCCGAAGAAAAGGCUAUUGAGGAAGCUCUAAAGAAGGCAGAAGAAAGAACUAAAAGGAGGCCAUCCAGAUUUCAGGUAGUUCCAGCGCCAGACAUGCUUCAAAGACAGUCAUCAGAGAAUAAUCUUGAUCAACCAACAUACAAUCCUGUAUUCGGUUCACAACCCAAAAAAUCGAUUCUUAAAAAGACGAACUCAUUUACGUUGAAGGGUUUCACGCCAUUUGUGACUACGAGUCCAGGAAGUACACCUUAUACCACAGUAACAGGAGCAGAAAGCAGAAUAAGAUCGGCAUUUGAAGCUAUCUUCAGGAAAUCGGCUCAACUUCAAGACGUUGAAGGCAAUGCAGAAAGUCAAGAAAGUAACGGCCAAAUAGUUGCAAUGAGUCCCAUUGCACUAAAGAAGGUUCAACUGCCGAGUGAGAGGGUUUGUGACAUGAGUCCAGAAGACCAAAUCAAAUGGGAAGAAGAGCAAAUGCAGUUACCGGUUGACUUCUCUGCUUGUCAUAUAGAUCCAGCUCCGUUUCAGCUAGUAGAAAGGACAUCCUUAUUAAAAGUGCAUUCCCUCUUCUCGAUGGUUGGGGUGAAUCAUGCUUACGUAACUGCAAUUGGGAAACUCGUAGGUGUGGUAGGUUUAAAAGAUUUGAGAAAAGCUAUCGAAGAUGCAAAUAGUGGAAAUCUUCAUUCCACCAGUACUGACACAACAGCUCUAAGCAAUGGAAAAAUAAGUGCCAGCGAUAUCAAAGAUUCCCUAGAAAAUGUACAUGAAAUAGUCAAAGAUUCCAAAAUGUGAUAUUUAUUUUUAUUGCCAUUAUAAAUUAUUACAAUACGUAUCGAAUAAAAUUGUUUGAAUAA